GCAAAUUAUCAACCUCACUCUUCAAUCUACCAAAAAUUUGCAAUUGACAUCCUACAUCUCACUUUCAAUACUUCCCAGCUUUAAAUAGACUUCCUCGAGAACAUCUAAGAUAAACAACGCCAAUGUCCUCAACCUCAACCUCAAACUCAGAAAUGCCCCUCCCACCCGAACUCACGCUCAUCGUAGCCGCAACGCGCACCAUGGGCAUCGGCCGCAACGGCACACUACCCUGGACUGGGCUUAAGAAGGAAAUGGCUUACUUCGCGCGCGUCACCAAGCGUCUGCCGCCAUCCCCCCCAUUAGCAGGGCUGAGUUUAAAUGCGGUGAUCAUGGGCCGCAAGACUUGGGAUAGCAUACCGACUAAAUUCCGCCCGUUGAAGGGACGGCUGAAUAUCGUGGUUAGUCGGUCGCAUACUACCAUAGAAAAAGAGGAGGCGGAAGAAGGACCGGUGAAAGUGGCUUCGCUGGAACAGGCUAUUGAGUAUAUCAAGUCUACGGCUGUCGCGCGCGCGUUUGUUAUCGGAGGUGCGCAGAUUUAUGGUGCUGCGCUGGAGUUGAGGGAGGCGAGGAGGGUGUUGUUGACGAGGGUUUUGACGGAUUUUGAGUGUGAUACGUUUCUCCCGCUUAAGCUGGACGAGAAGGAAAAUGGGAAUGGGUGGGUGAAGAGGUCGAAGGAGGAAUUGGAUACUUGGACUGGGGAGAUAGUACCGCCUGGUAUUCAGGAGGAGAAUGGUACGCAGUAUGAGUUUGAGAUGUGGGAGAGGACGGAUUGAAGAGGUAAUUGGAGUUGACUUUUACGAUCUAUGUGGUGAUAUAUGUUAUGUACAUUAUGAGGUCUCUUUUUGAGACUCGUCUUUUCAUGCCGCUUUUUUACAGGGCGGUA
Molecule: messenger RNA, 883 nt
Organism: Hypoxylon trugodes
Lineage: Eukaryota; Fungi; Ascomycota; Sordariomycetes; Xylariales; Hypoxylaceae
Product: dihydrofolate reductase-like domain-containing protein
Exons: 1
Coding region: 123-773 (216 amino acids)
Biological process (GO): glycine biosynthetic process; dihydrofolate metabolic process; folic acid metabolic process
Cellular component (GO): mitochondrion
Molecular function (GO): dihydrofolate reductase activity; NADP binding
Source: RefSeq, a predicted model, not a curated record